Impatiens glandulifera is the source of this 1592-nucleotide messenger RNA. Its product is annotated as U-box domain-containing protein 21-like. Gene Ontology annotation, molecular function: ubiquitin protein ligase activity. Gene Ontology annotation, biological process: protein ubiquitination. Bases 94 to 1464 code for a protein of 456 amino acids. The transcript has a single exon. Lineage: Eukaryota; Viridiplantae; Streptophyta; Magnoliopsida; Ericales; Balsaminaceae. The record is from RefSeq and is a predicted model, not a curated record.
CCUUGUUACAAGUUACAACCCCCACCAUUUAACCAAAAUUCAAUUCUUAGCCUCAAACAACAACAAAAAAAAACACACACAUUCCUGUCGAAAAUGAUGCCUCCAAAUUCUCUCUCAAUUUCUUGUUUAGCCAAAAUUAUACUUUCUUGGAGAAGACUAAGAAAAUCCGGUAAGCAUGCCGCCGCCGCCGCAAAGAUCGAGACCAUUGAACCUGAGCCGGAGAUGGAGCUGUCAAUACCUCCUCAUUUCCGAUGCCCAAUUUCUCUAGACUUGAUCAAAGACCCGGUAACUGUCUCAACCGGAAUAACAUACGACCGUGAAAGCAUCGAGAAAUGGACGGAAUCCGGCAACAGAACCUGCCCUGUAACAAAACAACAACUCAGAAACCUGGAUCAAAUACCCAAUCACGCCAUCAGAAAGAUGAUCCAAUCAUGGUGCGUCGAAAACAGGGCACUCGGGGUCGAACGGAUUCCGACCCCACGUAUACCCAUCACCAGAUCAGACGUGUCCGAUCUCUGUUCCAAGAUUUCAUCUUCCACCGUCCGCGGUGGCCACAAAAAGUGCGGAGAAUUGGUGGAGAAAUCCAGGAGGUGGGUUAAAGAAAGCGAGAGGAACCGGAAGUGCUUGGCGGAAGGCGGCGCCGGCGACGUUCUUGCCACGGCCUUCGAGUUUUUCGCUUCGAUUUCAUCGAAUGAAUACGAGGAUCUUCUUGCCAUUAUCUUAUCCACACUUCCAUCGUUUUUCCCACUCACGGAAGAAAGUAAAUCAAAGUUAUCUUCGGAUCAAUCCAUACGUUGCAUGUCGUGGUUCUUAACUAGAGAAGAUCUGUCAUCGAGACAGAAUUCCGUAUUGUUACUAAAAGAAUUGAUUUCAUCCAACCCAAGAAACGUCAACAAAUUAUUAUUACCCAUUAAAGGAAUCGAACAAUCGUUAAGCAAUAUUGUUAAGCUUCAAUUUUGCCCCAAAGCUACAAAAGCCUCUCUAACACUCAUCUACCACAUCAUAUGGUCAUCAGGAGAUGAUAAGAUCUCAACAUGGUUCGCCAAUGCGGGUUUUGUCUCAUCCCUGUUAGAACUAAUCGUGGAUUCAGAAAGGAGCGUUUGCGAAAAGGCGAUUGCGGUUCUAGACAAGAUCUGCGGGACUAAGGACGGGAAGGAAAUGGUGUUAGACCAUGCAUUGACGAUGCCGGUGAUGGUUAAGAAGCUGCUCAGAGUAUCGGCCACGGUUUCAGAGCUUUCGGUUUCGGUUAUUUGGAAGUUGUGUAAAGAUGAUGAUCGGUGGUGCGUUGAGGCGAUCAAAUUGGGUUGUUUUCAGAAGCUAUUGGUUGUAUUGCAAGUAGGUUGUGGAGGAAAGACAAAGGAGAAAGCGACUGAGUUGUUGAAGAUGAUGAACCAGUAUAGAGGAAAGUUGGAGUGUUUUGAUUCAUCAAUGAAUUAUGAUAACCUCAAGAAACCAUCGUUUUGAUUUUUCUCUUCUUUUUUUGGGGUAAAUUUAAAGAAAAAUAUAUAUGUAAAGAUUGAUUAUACAGGGAGAACUUAAAUUUGUUCUUCUUUAAACUUAUUGAUGAUUAUUGGAUAGUUCUUCACAAUUGA